AUGGGCCUCUUUGGAUUCGGCGUGGACAGCACCGAUGGAGUGCUUGGAUCCCUAGAGACCUUUUCUGUGGCAUUCUCGGAUUUGUGGAUUUACCGAUGCGUAAAAGUUCCGCCACCGGAACAUAGAAAGGGCGUUGGCCGUGACGACCAAUGGAUUAUCGUUGGUAACGCUACCAAUACUUCGCUGGUGUCUGAGUUAUUCGACCAGAAUGUGACGUCCACAAGCUUGGAAGCCACCAGGAAAGACGUUACGUCGACUGCGUCUAAUGAAGGCAAGGACGGUUCCACAGCGACCACGUCAGCAUCGGCGGAGAGAGCUAUACAAGAUUCUGAACUUGUGACGGAAGGUACAUUGUCCACAAAGGUUGCGGAAGACAGGGCUGUUUUCUUCUCCGAUGUUCCCAGCACUGCUGUGCCGCCCACUACAUCAGACGUCGUGCAAGAGAUGGUGCCGACAACAGCGUCGCCAGAACAGCGUGCAGAUGAUUCUGAGCACAGCACCGAAGUCUUCCCGUCUACAAUGGUUCCAGCCGAGCGGGCAGUAUUCUUCUCCGAUGUUCCCAGCAGCGCCGUGCCGCCCACAACAUCAGACGUCGUGCAAGAGAUGGUGCCGACAACAGCGUCGCCAGAACAGCGUGCAGAUGAUUCUGAACACAGCACCGAAGUCUACUCGUCUACAAUGGUUCCAGCCGAACGAGCAGUAUUCUUCUCCGAUGUUCCCAGCAGCGCCGUGCCGCCCACAACAUCAGACGUCGUGCAAGAGAUGGUGCCGACAACAGCGUCGCCAGAACAGCGUGCAGAUGAUUCUGAACACAGCACCGAAGUCUACUCGUCUACAAUGGUUCCAGCCGAGCGGGCAGUAUUCUUCUCCGAUGUUCCCAGCAGCGCCGUGCCGCCCACAACAUCAGACGUCGUGCAAGAGAUGGUGCCGACAACAGCGUCGCCAGAACAGCGUGCAGAUGAUUCUGAGCACAGCACCGAAGUCUACUCGUCUACAAUGGUUCCAGCCGAGCGGGCGGUAUUCUUCUCCGACGUUCCCACCAGCGCCGCGCCUCCCACAACAUCAGACGUCGUGCAAGAGAUGGUGCCGACAACAGCGUCGCCAGAACAGCGUGCAGAUGAUUCUGAGCACAGCACCGAAGUCUUCCCGUCUACAAUGGUUCCAGCCGAACGGGCAGUGUUCUUCUCCGAUGUUCCCAGCAGCGCCGUGCCGCCCACAACAUCAGACGUCGUGCAAGAAAUGGUGCCAACAACAGCGUCGCCAGAACAGCGUGCAGAUGAUUCUGAACACAGCACCGAAGUCUACUCGUCUACAAUGGUUCCAGCCGAGCGGGCAGUAUUCUUCUCCGAUGUUCCCAGCAGCGCCGUGCCGCCCACAACAUCAGACGUCGUGCAAGAGAUGGUGCCAACAACAGCGUCGCCAGAACAGCGUGCAGAUGAUUCUGAGCCCACCGUGGAAAGCUACUCAUCUACGAUGGUUCCACAUGAGCGAGCAGUAUUUGCCUCCGAAACCCCACGCUACAACAACACGCCCACAACGACUGAAGGCAUGGAAGGUGCUCUCUCCCGCGCUGACUAUGGAUUUGAACCGCUGACAACGACAGAACAGGAAAUGCCGCCAGCCGCGGUGACCACGGAGAUGGGGCACACCAGUGAGCCUACAAGCACUGAAGCUGAUUCUAGUGCCUCAAAAGCCACAUCCUUACAAGAGGUGAAGGACAUAAAAUUCAGGUACGCUGAGAUCACCACGGAUCAGUUUAUUGGCGAUGAUAUGCUUGAGGACAUUCCUCAGAGACGUACCCGGCGUCCUUUGACUACCGCAGUACAUGAUGGUGUGAUUUUCAGAGCGGCCGAUGUCACGCUGCCUGCAGGAGUCCCAGAUGUUGCCACCACAGAGGUUCCCAGCGCACCACAGUCUGUAGCCACAGAAAGUCAGACGACGCAUCACAUGGCUGAUACGUCCGUAAGUCCCCUGGCUCUAGUGGAAAGAGCUGCAGUACCGACGUCCCCAAUCCCGCUGUUCGGCAAAAUGAUGCAGUCGUCCAAGGCGUCAGCUGUCACCGCAGGUUCACCUACAACUGCCGAUCGAGUGACAGCAAAUAGUGUGGGGCCCGUAACAGAACUGCCACUGUCACCGUCGACCGCAGCAGCACAGCGUGAUCUACAUUUCGAGAUCACUUCUCAAGAGACCACGGCUACAGAAGCACCAAGCAAGGCAACAAUCAACAUGACUCAGGCAAGUCCCACUUCCACCAUCCAAAGUGAAGGACCAAGCCCUGCAGCAUCUACAGCGAUGGUCUCUAGAGAUGGUGUCUUCGACGCAACUACCAAGACUGCAGAAGCACUAGUUGACCGCGUUGCGGUCACUACCGAAGUCGCAGCCGCCGCCACGUCGACGACGGAAUCCCCUGCAGUUCAUACAGAGGCCCCUACACGACAAGCAACCACGAUUCCAAGCGCGGCUUCUGAGUUCUCAACCACAGCGCCCAGAGGGCGGGAUGUCGAAGGGAGUGGCCUAACAACAGAGCAGUCCGCUUCAUCGCUAGAAGAGAGGGCAGGUUCCGAAGUCACGACGGCUACAGGCAUUACCACAGAGACCGACUCCGGUGCUGCCUCACUUGGCCAGAGCGUCAUAAACAAGGACUCAACGUUCUUCACCGAAAUGUCCAGCGUUUCCACAUUUCCAGCCGAAUCCUCUGCUGCGCCGAGCGAGGAAAGUGUCAUGGCUCGGUCCCCGUUGCCCGAACGAAUAACCACGACGACGCAGUCCGUUUCAUCUCCAGAAGAGAGGACAAGUUCGGAAGCCACGACAGCUACAGGUCUUCCGACAGAGACCACCACCCACGCUGGUGUUGCGCCACUUGGCGAGAGCGUCACAACAGGGGACGCAACGUUCUUCACUACCGUUUCCACAUUUCCAGCUGAAUCUUCUACUGCUUCAAGCGAGGAAAGUCUCAUUGCUCGGUCUCCGCUACCUGAACGAAUAACCACGACGACCUCAUUGGCCACUGAGCAGAGCAACGACCAACUAGAGUUCACCUCCACCCCAAUGACUAGUCUGGGAUCUCAAACAACAGCUCCGAGCGCAGUUGACAAACCAGCUCCCGAGCAAGGCGCCUCGCCACCUCUCCAGCUUGUGCCUUCGCAACCGACCAAGGAGUUUUCCUGCCGGGGCCGUCGUAACGGAUAUUACGGAGACUCGCAGGACUGCAAUGUCUUCUACGUAUGUCACAGCAUCUGGCUGCCCCUCGGAGCUCUCCAGAAGAAGAUGGACUUCCGGUGCCCUCCACAACUAGUCUUCGACCAGAGGUGUAACGACAGUGGAGUAAAAGUGUCAGGCAUGCAGUAUGGGAGUAUAGCGUUGGCAUGGGAGACUGCUGAGUGA
Ornithodoros turicata is the source of this 3384-nucleotide messenger RNA. Its product is annotated as mucin-2-like. The coding region runs from base 1 to 3384 and encodes 1127 amino acids. The transcript is spliced from 4 exons. Gene Ontology annotation, molecular function: chitin binding. Lineage: Eukaryota; Metazoa; Arthropoda; Arachnida; Ixodida; Argasidae. Gene Ontology annotation, cellular component: extracellular region. The record is from RefSeq and is a predicted model, not a curated record.